Molecule: messenger RNA, 4290 nt
Organism: Nothobranchius furzeri (turquoise killifish)
Lineage: Eukaryota; Metazoa; Chordata; Actinopteri; Cyprinodontiformes; Nothobranchiidae
Source: RefSeq, a predicted model, not a curated record
UGCAUGAUAUCAAUUUUAGCCUUGUUUAUUUAUUCUUUAUUUAACCAGGAAGGUCCCUUUGAGAUUAAAAACCUCAUUUUCAAGGGAGUGCUGGGCAAGAGACUGAAAAAAUUACAGUUAUAUUUGUUUUAGCUACACAGACAUGUUAUUUACAAGAUUACAGAAGGCAGUUACAGUUAUGGCUAUCGUGGGUUUUGUGAACCAGGAUAUACACCUAGCUUAUAAAUGUUAUCUUGUCUGUUACCUAAACAUUUUUGGCCGGUCACACUAACUGAUAGGGUAACACACGACAUAAAUAAGUUAUAUAUGUUUUUAACCAUCACUCUCUCCAUUCAUGCAGUCACGUGUGGUCUGGUGGUGGUCGGAGGAACCGGUGGCGCCUGUGCUCGGCAGCCUCGCCUCUGUCAGUGCGCCCUAGGGCAGCUGUGGCUACAUUGUAGCUCAUCACCAUCAGUGUGUGAAUGUGUGUGUGAAUGGAUGAAUGAUACACUGUAGUGUAAAGCGCUUUGGAGUCCUUACUCUGAGAGGUGCUAUACAAGUGCGGGUCAUUUAUCAUUUAUCAUGAGUAGGGAAGGCAGUCAUCGUGACUAUUUAGACCAAUAAUGAUAUAGUAGGAAAUCAAUGUGUCCACUGACUGCCUGGUUUAUGUUUGAUUUCAACAUGUUUAUGGUCAAAAUUGCUGAAAUUUACCCGUUUCCUGAUCAAAUACUUAAGCCCAAGGGGAGGCGAUGAACUAGCUACCUUGCUCUCACUCCUGCGCACAUGGCAGGGCGCACGCGCCAAAGCCCCAUUUCUAUUGUGAGGCGCUGCGCCAUCAGACUGGAGGCAGAGAUGAACGCCUCUAGUCUCAUUCUAUCAAUAGAAGCUUCGGGGAUUGUGUAUUUGUAAGUCUGACUCCAGUCCACUCCAGCCAGUGCCUCCCCAGUCCUGAACCUCACCGCACGUCACUGCAUUCACAGCCAAGCUCUGUCAACCAUGCUCACUUGUUUGAUGGUGUGAGAAAAGUGGUAAAUCUUUUACUCUGCAUUUCCCACACCCUGUAACAUUUUCCUAAUUUUAACCUAUUAUAUGUAAGUGUAGGCUCAAUAUUUUAUAAAUGAGAAAAAAAUAUGUUUAUGGCUCCUCAAUGCUUCUGUUUGGUUAAAGGGUGAAAUGUUUUAUCACAGUUACUCAUCGUCUGUUUAUUAUACCAAUAAUCUUUUUCUCAUAGACAACUACACUGACCUGUGCCAACAGAGGGAGGCUUUCAUAAAGGGUGAGGACAUCUGGAAAAGAGAGGAAGACAGGGGAGGAAAGAGGAAGAUAAAGCCCAACAGCAGGUGGAUGGACAAUGAGGAAGAGAGUCAACAAUCAAAAAAGCAAAAAUUUUAAACGGCAUCCUGUCCUUCAAAAGAGGCUGCAGACCAAAUGAUUGAAGACUUGAAGAAGGAUCUGAUGGCAAGACAAAAAGAUUUAGAGUCCCCAACCGAAUAUGAGGAGUUAUCAGAUGACGAGCUGCCAUCCAGGAACUGGAGCAAGGCACAAAGGCAAAUAAAGCCGUUAAUAGCCGAGAAUAAAAGGCUGAAAGAAGACAACUUUAAACACCCAAUAGAAGCAAUGAAAGAGCUUCCAGCAGUCGGGCAGAACUUACGAGACAUAUCUGAGCUAUUGUCAUUGAUCUCAAGCAGUGCAUCUGCCAGAUCAACACUCGUGCAAACACCUGUACGAACACCAGCGAGAUCAGAACUGCAACUUUCUGCACCCGCGUCUCCUCAGGUGGACUCUGCUGACUUGGUGUCUCUUGUGUCAGGAGAGUCAAAGUCCCCAGACAGAAGCUCAACUCUCUGCGGACUUCAAGUCACUCAGUUUACAUCGGAGACCUGGCAGUGCUCGUCUACGGCAGGGAAACGCUGUCCUGUGACCCCACCACCACCACCACCACCACCACCACCACCACUACCACACUUCCCACUGGUCAGGUCGCGGAGACAGUCGCCUAAACAGGGAGGCCAAGACUUUCCUCUCACCAGCCACUUGGGCCAGCUCUUUCGGGGGAAUUCCCAAAGCGUUCCCUUCCCAGCCGAAGAGUCUCUCCUUCGGCUACAUCACACAUUGCACCCAACAUCUUUGGCUCCUUUCACAAGUGGUGAGUCCAAGAAAUGUAUUGAACAGAAAGACAAGCUGAAUUUACGCCCUUCUCUGUUAUUGCAGCCAAACGUGUGAACUUACCUAAACAAAUACGAUGAAAUGCUAAAAACUGGUUUCUUCAUUAGCUUCCCUCCCACCCCCUCGCAAUUUACUAUAGUGGACAGCAAAGCAUGCCCACGAUGAAAAACAAGAUUAUAAACUUCUUUCGACUGUUUUAACAGCCCAUCUAAAGUGCUGUAAAUUAGCUAUGGCUAAAAGCAUCUUGCUACAAACAUGUGAACGUGGUUUUACAAUGUCCAUGUUCCUGUAUCUGUCUCUAAGUACAUGCCAUCAAUGAAUAAUUGUGUUUGAAGGACUGAUUUUAAAAUUUUCGAACCCAGGGUUUAGAAUGCCGGGCGUGAUGCAGAUUUAAGGUAAGUACUUCCUAUGACUUGUAUACCUUAAUUUCAUUGGUAUUCCUUGUAAGUCUAAGCGUGGUUCAUUUUUAACUUCACCCUUAGUUCUCCGAACAACGUUUGUUUGAUAAGUUGACAUGUUUUCUUCCUCUAUGUCAGUCAAUUCCUUUCUCAACGUAUUUUUCGCCGCUGAGUUUUGCUUGAGAGCUGAAAGUCUCGCUUUAUCUAACCGUUUUAACUUUGAGUCUACAUACUCUAUUCUGUCAAUCGCAGAGCAAGACUCCUCCUUAACAUCUAAUGGUAAAUGCCGGUAUUUUGCCAACAAAUAGUCUUGGAACUGAUUCUCUCUCUUUUUCUGUUCCUCUAGGUUUGACGAGCCUUCUUGAUUUGAACACUUCAGGGCUUCCAGUUUGUUAAUUUUUUGUUUAUUUUGUGAGAUAGCACCUAAAAUCCAGUCCUUCUUACGACUAGGCAUUUGGUUUAAUUUCAUAGGAGUUGCUCUUAACUCUAAGGUUGGUACUAAUUUAAUUUUUGAGAGACAGUCAUCUAAAAUCUUCUCCUCCAGGGCUUCGUUUUCAUGUUGUAAUUUGUAAUUUUGCAGGACUUUAUUUUCCUCUUCGAGUUCCCAAAGUAAAUGCCCCUGUUUACUUAAAUUACGCUUAUGGGCUAAAAUUGUAUCUUUGGCAUCUCUAUUUACUAAAAUUAAAUCAAGAUCAUAUUUUUCUAACUCCUCUUCAUAAGUGUCCAGUUGCUCUAAUUUCUCUGCAGCAGAACGCUCAGUCUCUCUUACAAAGCGCUCUUUCAAAUCUUUGAGUUUUUGUUCCACAUUAAAUAAGUUUAUUAACAAUCUCUCCCUUUCUUUCAGUGGUUCUAUAUGAGGAUGAUGUAGGUUUUCCAUGCUACCUGUUUGCUCUGAGGCGUGAACUGUGACUGAUCCGACGCUGGUCAAGGUAUAUGACGAAAAAUAAGUGCAGGCAGACAAGGCAAGUCAAUGACUACGGGGGAGAAUGUGGAGCAGAGAGGUCUACAUGAUGAAGAAGAGGGACAGAAACAGAGAGAUCCACAUGAUGAAGGAGAGAGAGAACAUAGAGGUCUACACAAAGAAGAGGGAGAAGAACAAAGAGGUCAACAUGAUAAAGAGGAAGAGGAACAGAGAAGUGCAGAGGAGAGGGCUGGUGAAAGACCUUAUUUAAAAGAUCCAUCUGAAUGGCCUUCACCACAUGAAAUUGGGGACACAUUGAGGCAGUACAUGGUUCAGAAUGGCCCACCGAAAUGUCCUGGUGGGCCAUAUCCAAGAUCAGAGAAGAGUAAACGGUGUUUUUCCAAAGCACACUGUUUUCGUUUACUGUCCAAUGGAGAGAAAGUGGAACGGGAUUGGUUACUGUACUCCAAAAGUACUAAAAGUCUAUUGUUUUGCUUGUAAGCUUUUUGGUGAAGCUAGAGUUGCUGACACACACCUUGUGACGGGUUAUAACAACUGGCAGUGUCUUUCAAAAACCCUGAUGCACCAUGAAACUAGUGGUUAUCACAUAAAUGCUUAUCUGUGUCACGAUCUGCUCCUGCCUCCCUCUGACUGUGACUCUCCCCUGCCUCCUGUUUAGUUUUUUGGUCUCACCUGCCCCUUGUUAACCUGCCCAUGUGUUCCUGAUUGUUUCCCUGUGUAUUUAUACCUCCCGUCUUGUAUGUGUCAGUGUCGGAUCAUUGUUGUUUGUCGUGUUGUUCUUGUUGUAUCCUGCCGUAUCCUGCUAUUAAAUCCAUUUUUAUGUUA